AAUUCUUUAGAAUUCUCUCUCUUCCCAAACAUUUUCAAAACCCCCUCCUUGCAUAUUUAUAAGAAGCCCCUCCCCUUCUUUCUUUAUCUCCCUUGUAACAAUCCAACUCUCUUUCUCCCUAUCCCAACAAUCUCACUCAUACCUCUUCAAUCUAACAAACUUAAUUUCUUUUGUUUUGAGUUUCUUAGAGAAUGGAUGAAAAAGGAGCAAGAAGUAGCAACACCCUUUUAAGUUGUGAGGACGAGAUGGACCUUCGAAGAGGCCCUUGGACCGUCGAUGAAGACCUCACUCUUAUCAAUUACAUUGCCACUCAUGGCGAAGGUCGCUGGAACACGCUCGCCCUCUCUGCUGGGCUGAAACGAACGGGGAAGAGUUGCAGAUUGAGGUGGCUGAAUUAUCUGCGUCCUGAUGUUCGACGUGGAAACAUCACACUUGAAGAACAACUUUUGAUUCUGGAGCUUCAUUCUCGCUGGGGAAACCGUUGGUCGAAAAUUGCUCAAUAUUUGCCUGGUAGAACCGACAACGAGAUAAAGAACUAUUGGAGAACCCGUGUCCAAAAGCAUGCCAAGCAACUCAAAUGUGACGUGAAUAGCAAGCAAUUCAAGGACACCAUGCGUUACCUUUGGAUGCCAAGGCUCGUGGAACGCAUUCAAGCAGCGGCGACGGCCCCCGUAACCACCACCGUAACUGCGGCCGCCACCAACAAUGCAUUCACCUACGGAAACAACCUUAAUAACAACAAAUUCGAGGUUCUGAAUCACAAGGGCAGAAUGGGGUUAACCGAUCCUUCAGUUGCGAACAAUGACUUUGUGGGUUCACAUGUCACGCAAAGUUACACUACUCCUGAGAAUAGUAGCACGGGUGCGUCAUCAUCAGACUCGUUUGGGACUCAAGUCUCAACAAUUUCUGAUUUGACUGAAUAUUACAGUGUCCCUGAAAAUACUAAUUCUGCGGAUUAUUAUCAACCCUCUCAAAUUAGUAAUUACUCGGAUAAUUGCAUCACAAGCCCAUCUGGGUUCUUGUUCCCUCAAGGACUAGAUCUUCAAUCCAUGGAUCCAAACACACCGUGGAACAUGCAAAGUGGGGACUCCUCUGACAAUUUUUGGGACGUUGAAAGCAUGUUAUUCUUAGAGCAGCAACUCAUGAAUGACAACAUGUGAAACAUUGGGAAUAGGAAAAUAAGACUUAGAUACGGUUCUUCUAAUAUUUUUUAGUGUUGUGUUUUAAUUAAAGUUAAAGUUAACACAAGUUAUUGAAGUGAAACUUUAAUUUUAAUUAAAUAAUAAUCCUGAAAACAAGAGUUGUAUUUAAGUUUUAUUCUUUUAUGUAUUAGUAUGAAUUAUGAAUUAGAUUGACAGAAGGGGCUGUUUGUGAAAUAUAGAGGUGAAAGUAGAAAGUAGCAACAUCGAAUAAAGUAUUCAUGUGUAGCACACACCUAGAAAUAUAGGAUAUCUAUGAUCGACAAAUAUCUGAAACUGUGGAUUAUAUAAGCAUAAAGAGAAGGAAUUGUUUUUUUUUUUUCAGCCUGUAGUUUUUUUUUUCUUUUUAAUUUAUUGUAAUGGAGGCGGUGAAAAGAAUUGUAACUAACUUAUCCUUUUUUUU
Molecule: messenger RNA, 1602 nt
Organism: Glycine soja
Lineage: Eukaryota; Viridiplantae; Streptophyta; Magnoliopsida; Fabales; Fabaceae
Product: transcription factor MYB108
Exons: 3
Coding region: 192-1160 (322 amino acids)
Biological process (GO): regulation of DNA-templated transcription
Cellular component (GO): nucleus
Molecular function (GO): DNA-binding transcription factor activity; sequence-specific DNA binding
Source: RefSeq, a predicted model, not a curated record